Messenger RNA from Penicillium chermesinum, 996 nucleotides. RefSeq names its product fungal specific transcription factor domain-containing protein. Bases 1 to 996 code for a protein of 331 amino acids. The record is from RefSeq and is a predicted model, not a curated record. NCBI's taxonomy places the organism in Eukaryota, Fungi, Ascomycota, Eurotiomycetes, Eurotiales, Aspergillaceae. The transcript has a single exon.
AUGAUCUCAUAUCUCGUUCGAGACCGAUUUGGACUCCGUGCUACGGAUGAGAGACGCAAGGCCGUACUUCAAGAAGCUGACGAAUCGUUGGCAAACUGGUCAUUGAAACUUCCUGACAACCUACGUCUUCGUGCGUCUGACAUGGACCCUUGGUCUGCUAUGUUGCAUUUGACAUACAAUAACUUCCUCAUACUCCUUCAUCGUCCUCAUCCGAGAGCAUCGGCGUAUUCGGAUGACUACGGCCCCCAUGAUGCCGAAAUUUGCAGUGCAGCAGCCGGAGUCAUUACCUCUAUCUUUGAGGAGCUCCGACUGAAUGACCGCUUGAAGUUCCUUUGGUACACUGGCGUGCAUACUCUAUUCACAGCCAUGAUACAAGUCAGAGUGGAACUCCGCUUUUCAAACCCAGUUCUGGCCAUCAAUGCCUUGCGCCGAUUCGAUUCCGCCUCCUAUUCUUUGCGGGAGUUGGCUCAAUACUGGGUUCAUGCCGGCACGAUCUUACGACUCUUUGAAGAUUCGAAGCGUCUCCAGGAGGAUCUACGUCUGGCAACUACUGACCGGUCCAAACCAUUCAACGGACAUCCGACCAACAAGAUGCCCGUCACUGCUGCCGAGGCUGCAGCGGCCAUGCAAGCUGUACAUACUCCCCGCCCAAUGUCUUUUGGUGUACCAACUCCAGAAACUACGCCAAUGCAAGGAACAACACUAUCACCGCAACCCGCCCCGCAGUUUGACAAUUGGAUCACCGCGCCUCUCCGGCUUAAUGUGGGCCCGCUCGAAAGGAACGACCCCUAUUCGAGCACCAUGCAGGUUGACCACAUGGAGCCUAGCGCACGUGAUUAUCCUGAUUGGAGACAACUUUUUUCUUUCACAGAUUCAGAUCUCGCUAUGCCGAUGGCUGGCGAGGGUUUACUUGAAUUAGAAGACGAGUGGCGACAAAUCUACUGGCAGGACACUCCUAUGGCCGAUCUCAUCCAAGACGGCAGCUGGAUCAGCUGA